ACCUACUAACCAACUAGACUAGUUGACAUCGAUCAAUAGACUAGUUUAUUAAAAUAAAGUCUGUUUAGAAGGAUGAAUUACAUGAAUUCGUAGUAGAAUGAAGAUGGAAGUCAUGGUACAUGAGUACAUGACUAUGGAAUAAGAAAAAGGCUCUUGGACUUUGAAAAUAGAGGUAGUUCAGGAUAAAAACUCUCAAUUUUUUCUUUUUAUUUUUUUAUUUACACAUGUUUAAAUGCCAAAAAAAACUCACUUUUUUUUUUUUUUACCUAUGUUAGAAUAUUUUUAGUUCAGUAAAAAUAAUUUCAGUUCGAUAAAAAUAAUUUCAAUUGAAAGAAUAGAGAGGAAGUGUUUCGGAACUUGUAUGUUGAUUGGAUGAAUCCUUGGUCAAAAUAGUAACACCAAUGGUCAGUUGGUUCAUCAUUCAUAAGAUUAGUUCAUGCCCUUUUUUUGUUUUUUGGGGAGGUCAGAAGCUUAAUAUAACAGAUAGUAUCUUCAAGGUUUGUUGCAGGGAGAAAAAUAAAAGAUGCAUGUGUGUGUAACACACAACAGGCAUGUUACUACUCACACUACUCAUGCAUUUACUUCUUAACACCUCUAUAUAUUUACCCAAAUCGUAGCACCAUGAGUAAGACGUCCAUCUUAAUCUAAACCUAGAAGCACAAACAAGUAGAAGAAUGGCAAUAUCUUCCAAAAAUUUCCUCACUCAAAGCACUACUGCUACAUUGCUCUUCCUCAUCUCCUUCCUUACAUUAAGCCAAUCACAAUUAACUCCGCCUAGUCCUUCAACCCCCACCAUGGCAGAGUGUGGACCACGCCUCCUUGUACUGGCUCCGUGUGCCCCAUUUGUGCAGGGGCAGUCUCCAGGGCCAAGUGUUCAGUGCUGUAAUAACCUCCUACAAGUGUACAAUCUGGAGCGAGGUUGCCUCUGCCUCUUUCUCAACGGCACUGCCUUGGCCUCUCUCCCUAUCAACAACACCCUCGCUCUUCAGUUGCCUGGCCUCUGCAGUCCACAGAUUGACCCUUCGACUUGCUCAGCUUCAGGAGGAUCUCCAUCUCCUACAAUAGCAGCAGCUCCAACAUCACCAAAUUCUCCGGCUACACUCACAAGGAAUCCAACUGCUGAUGAUGCAGGAGCUCCAACCAUAACUAUUGCACCAAGGCCAAGCACUGCCAGAUUUGGGUUGAAGAAUAGCUCAGCUUACAAGUUGGCCAGCUGUCAAUGGGGAAUCGCAGUAGCAAUGAUCUUUGUAUUGUUAGAAAAGUUACUCUGAUGAGAUUAGUCACAGAAGAAUUGUAGGUUUAUUCAAUUACGACCGCAGGUCAAUGAAGUAACCGAUGAUAUACUGAUUAGUAGUUUAUUUACAGCUAGGGAGAAUUUCGCAAGACAGUAUUUCUUUGUCCAUUGUAUGGUUUCAUCCUAUUUCAGUAAUCCUUUAUUUACAUA
Molecule: messenger RNA, 1444 nt
Organism: Chenopodium quinoa (quinoa)
Lineage: Eukaryota; Viridiplantae; Streptophyta; Magnoliopsida; Caryophyllales; Amaranthaceae
Product: protein 108-like
Exons: 3
Coding region: 675-1271 (198 amino acids)
Source: RefSeq, a predicted model, not a curated record